Drosophila suzukii is the source of this 2245-nucleotide messenger RNA. RefSeq names its product Adenosine deaminase-related growth factor A (gene Adgf-A). Gene Ontology annotation, molecular function: adenosine deaminase activity. Gene Ontology annotation, biological process: inosine biosynthetic process; adenosine catabolic process. NCBI's taxonomy places the organism in Eukaryota, Metazoa, Arthropoda, Insecta, Diptera, Drosophilidae. The record is from RefSeq and is a predicted model, not a curated record.
GUUCGAGUUCGGGAUCGUUGGGAUCAGUCUUUGGGACGCGCGUUUGCCGUAAAGAUCGCGGAGAAGAAGUGCUCGGAAACCGAAUUCUUCAAUCAUUUAGUGUGCCUCUUUUUGUGGCCGCGAACAUCGAAACCAAAAUCGGAGCUCCUCAAUCGCCGCAGACGUCAGUCGCUGAGUGGACCUAGUGGGGAUCGGACCUAACCGAAACUACCGCUCAUCAUCAUGCUGCCCGUCAUCCGUCGCUAUCUUAUCGCCUUGGGCCUGUGCGUCUGUCUUUGUUUUGGACCGGGUCUGGUGGAAUCACGCAGCCGGGCGAAGAACCUGGUUGAUAGAAAGCUGGUGACACUCUACGGCAGCACUCCCCACGUGGAGGCCCUUCUGGGGCCCGGACGUCCCACCCCGGAUACCUACAAGACGCUGAGGAGUGCCUUCUUCCGGUACGAGGAGUCCCGAACCCUGGGCUAUGAUCUGGAGCUCACCGAACGGGAGGCCAAGGCCAACGAGACCAUUAUGAAGGCCAAGUUGAACGAGUACGGAGAGGGUCUGGUUACCCCGCAUCUCUUCAAGCCCGCUCAGCAUAUAUUCGAUGUGCUGGAUGGCAUCCGGAACACCGAUCUCUUCAAGCUGCUGAAGAAAAUGCCCAAGGGUGCGGUGCUCCAUGCCCACGAUACGGCUCUCUGCAGCACAGCGGCCAUCAUCAAGCUGACCUACUACGAUAACCUUUGGUCCUGCCAGCAGGAAGGCGAUCUUAGCGCCUCCGCUCUGCGGUUCUCCAGGGAGAAGCCACAGGCACUGGAGGACUGCGAUUGGAGUCUGCUGUCCGAUGUGCGAUCCAAGUACGGCGCCGACAAGGUCGACGAGUAUCUGGCCGAGAGACUCACCCUGUAUCCCACCAAGAAGUUCGAGGACAACAACGCCGCCUGGUCAACUUUCAUGACCAUUUUCGGUCUGCUCGAUGGGCUGGUGAUGUACGCCCCCGUCUGGGCGGACUACUACUACAAUGCUCUGGAGGAGUUCUACGAGGAUGGAGUGCUAUACCUGGAGUUCCGCUCCCUCGUGCCCGUGCUUUACGACUUAGAUGGCACUGAGUUCACUCCAAUGGAUACUGUGCGUAUCUAUGUGGAAACCCUGGAGAAGUUCAAGGACGCCCAUCCCGAUUUCAUUGGAUCCCGCAUGAUCUACGCACCCAUUCGCAACACCAAUCCAGAGGGAGUAUCUGCCUAUAUCGAAACGCUGAAAGAGAUCAAGGAGAAAUACCCUGACUUUGUGGCUGGUUUCGAUUUGGUGGGUCAGGAGGAGCUGGGACGUCCUUUGAGGGACUUCGUCGAUGAGCUAUUGACCAUACCCGAGGAUAUUGACUUCUAUUUCCACGCUGGAGAGACCAACUGGUUCGGUGCCUCUGUGGACGAGAACCUGAUCGAUGCCAUUUUGCUGGGCACCAAGCGUAUUGGUCAUGGAUUCGGCCUGGUCAAACAUCCGGUGGUGCUAGACAUGCUAAAGAAGCUGAAUGUGGCCAUUGAGGUGAACCCGAUCUCGAAUCAGGUGCUGCAGUUGGUCACGGACUUCCGCAACCAUCCGUGCUCGCACUUCUUUGCCGAUGGCUAUCCGGUGGUCAUUUCCUCGGAUGAUCCCUCCUUCUGGAAGGCCACGCCCCUGACGCACGAUUUCUAUAUCGCCUUUUUGGGAAUCGCGUCGCAGCACUCGGACCUGCGUCUUCUCAAGAAGUUGGCCCUGAACUCCAUCCAGUACAGUUCGCUGACGGGAGAUGCCCAGUUCGAGGCACUGGAGAAGUGGCAGGUGAAGUGGGACCAGUUCAUCGCCGAUGUCAACGAGGAGGCCUCCAACCGAGGAAACCCCGGUCAGCAGAUCGAUUGACUAGCACGGGUGGUGACAGCGCUACUGGUCGCGAUUUCGCUGAUGACCUUCAACCUUUGGCGCUAGUCGGAAAAACCCCCUCCGCCCGCUGCACCUACCACUCCACUCCAACUCAACCUCCGGCUGCAGUGGGUCCAAAGCAUUGCAUUCUCAUCCGCAUCCAAUCAGAGCCAUAUCCAUAUCCACAUCCUCAAUAUCUAACCGUUGUUGUAAGCUAAUUGUUAUGGACUAGUCCUUAGUUAGAAAUAGGCUAAUACCUUCCUGUAAACCCAUGAUAUUCUGUGCCACGCCCCUGAAACAGUUGAAGGCUGAAAUUCUCUUCUGUGCCGAGGAAAAAGCAAUAAAGAACCCGUUUUAGUCGUAGCCGAAA